Ilyonectria robusta is the source of this 723-nucleotide messenger RNA. RefSeq names its product Protoglobin-domain-containing protein. Gene Ontology annotation, molecular function: heme binding; oxygen binding. The coding region runs from base 1 to 723 and encodes 240 amino acids. NCBI's taxonomy places the organism in Eukaryota, Fungi, Ascomycota, Sordariomycetes, Hypocreales, Nectriaceae. The transcript is spliced from 3 exons. The record is from RefSeq and is a predicted model, not a curated record.
AUGACGGAAACUUUUGAGCACAUUGACCGCAAGUCGUUAUACACGAACCUGGAAGCCCGGAUUGACUACUUACAUCGCUUUCUCGACUUUGAUGAGAAUGAUUUAGAAGCCUUAGCGUUUGGGUCCAAGUUUGUCAAGGACUUGAUCCCCGCCGUCGUACACAUCGUCUAUCAGAAGCUCCUUCAAUUCGACAUCACUGCUCGAGCGUUCCAAAUGAGAGACACCCGCUCCGAUGCGCCUUUCGAAGUGUCCAUUGACGAAAACAGCCAUGAGCUGAGGCAGAGAAAGAUGUUUUUGACAUCUUACCUCACGAAGAUCUGCUCUGAUCAAUCCAAAAUGGCCUUUUGGGAGUAUCUAGACCAAGUUGGAGCCAUGCAUGUCGGACUCAACCGGAGCAAGCCCUUGAACGUCGAAUACAUCCACAUUAGCGCCACUUUGUGCCUGAUCCAACAUGUCUUGACGGAAGCGAUUUUAUCACACAACGCCCUCCCGAUGUCCAAAAGAACGUCUAUGGUCAAGGCCCUGAGCAAGGUCAUCUGGAUACAAAACGAUCUCUUUGCGAAAUGGUAUGUGAGGGAUGGUGAGGAGUUUACUGGAGUACUGGGCUCUGCCGGAAGCCGUCCCGUAGCCGGCAAAGAAGCCGGCCAGCAGUCUUCAAUUCCAUCCGCUUGCCCCUUCAGCGGCAUAACAGAAAGCGUCCAGGAAAUGAAGGUGAGUGAUUAA